This is a messenger RNA of Chilo suppressalis (striped riceborer), 2034 nucleotides long. NCBI's taxonomy places the organism in Eukaryota, Metazoa, Arthropoda, Insecta, Lepidoptera, Crambidae. The record is from the annotation of a GenBank genome assembly.
AUGCGGAGAAGACCGAAUAACCGAAAUAAUCCAGCGAAUCCCCCUUCACUCCCACCCCCAAAUCUACCUCACCCAUUACCACUUCUACCACAACCACAUCCCCCUCCUCGCAACCAACAACAGAGUUAUCAUCAACCCCAACAACAGCCCCAUUUCCAGAAUCAACAGCAGCCACCCCACCAACAAACCCAUCAGCCUACUCAUCACCUAAGUCCUCAAAAAUCUCAACAACAAACUUCUCAUUCCCAAAACCGACAACAACCACAUCACCUUAGUCCACAGCACGUUCAGCAGCACACGCCUCAUCCUCAAACUCGACAACAAUCUAAUCACAUAAGUCCCCAACAUAUUCAACAGAAACCUCCUCAUACCCAUAACCAGCAGCAACCCCAUCAACUAAGUCCGCAACAUAUUCCACAACCACCAUCUCAUUCCCAAAACAGGCAGCAACCACUUCCCUUGAGCCCUCAACGUACUCAACAGCAGCAACCUUCUCAUUCUCAAAACCGACAGCAACCACAUCAUUUGAGCCCUCAACAUAUUCAACAGCAAUCUUCUCAUUCCCAAAACCGGCCACAAUCACAGCACCUAAGUCCACAGCAUAUUCAAAAGUCCCAAAACCUACCACCCCACUCAACCAACAUGCAAUCCCUUCAACUUAGCCCCCAAAGAACUCAACAUCAAAAUCGACCACCCUCUCUUCACACAAGUCCCCAAAAGAUUCAACAACAUCCUACUCAUCAAAACCCACAGCAAACUCAGCAAUCUUAUCUGCAGGCUCCACCACAACGACCCCCUGUUAUGGCAAACUUGAAUUUCCAGCAAGCGCCUAGAAGCCUAGCUAGUGGCGGGGUGGGCUCGCGCGGCCUAGUGGGCGGAGUCUCCGGCCAUGUAACGCCCACGUUUGGCGGAGCCCUGUCGCCGGGCCGGGGCUCCACGGCGAUGCCCGGCGGCGCUCCUCCCGCCAUGGCUUCCAGGUCGACACUGUUCGGACAGCGCGCCUUCGCGGAUAGAAGAGUACCCAUGCCCACGACGUUGGCGCAACCUAAUUCCAAUUCUAUGUCAAGUAUGGGCAAUUUGACGAGGUUUAACGCGGGCAACAACUACCAUUCUGUGUUUGGCGAAGGCGGUGACACGUCGACGCCGCCAUUACUAGACCUAAGCGAGUUCCCGUCGCUCACGGCGCGGGGCGCGGGCGACCAGGCGCCCGCCGCCGCGCCGCCCCCACCCGGCUCUAAACCUUACGUGGGUAUGGUGAAGCAGCCAACUUCCGAGCAGUCCGAGUUCACGAUGUCGUCGGAGGACUUCCCCGCGUUGCCGGGCACGUCGAGCACGGGCGGAGCGCCCGCGGCCCCCGCACAGCCCGGCCCGCCGGCGCCCGCGCUGACCAACCCCGAAUAUACCAACCAUAACGCCGACAAGCCGAGGAAAGGCAUACAGACCUCGCCCGAUGGCAAAGUGACGAAUAUACCAGAGACUAUGAUACCGAACCAGUUCGGUAUAGUGGGCCUGUUGACGUUCAUACGAGCGGCGGAAUCGGACCCCAGUUUAGUGUCGUUGGCGUUAGGGCAAGAUCUCACCGCGCUGGGAUUGAACCUCAAUUCGCCGGACAAUCUGUACCUCACCUUCGCUGGACCCUGGGCGGACACGCCCUGUAGACCACAAGAUAUGGACUACCACGUGCCUCCUGAAUAUCUGAUAAACGGUUCUAUUAGAGAAAAGUUGGCGCCUCUACGACUGAAUCGAUAUAAGGAAGACUUAUUGUUUUAUUUGUUCUAUUGCUUCGUUGGCGAUGUAUUACAAAUUGCAGCUGCCGCUGAGCUGUAUAACCGCGAAUGGCGGUAUCACAUGGAGGAGAAGGUGUGGAUCUCUCAGGCCCCCGGCAUGCCCAUGGUGGAGAAGACUUCCACGUACGAACGAGGCACCUACUAUUUCUUUGACGCGCACAAUUGGCGCAAGGUGGCGAAAGAAUUCCACCUGGACUACAGUAAACUGGAGGGGCGGCCGCAGCUGCCGUCGCACGUGGUCACGUAG